This is a messenger RNA of Porites lobata, 2808 nucleotides long. The record is from the annotation of a GenBank genome assembly. NCBI's taxonomy places the organism in Eukaryota, Metazoa, Cnidaria, Anthozoa, Scleractinia, Poritidae.
AUGGCUCAACCACGCAGAAUGACUGAUGGCAUUGCAAUUGUGGACUACACAAAGCUCAAAAUCCAAAGGACCCUUGGACGUGGAGCGUUUGGAAUAGUUUAUGUUGCUGAGUACCUUGAUCGCGUGCAAGGACCAGUGGUGAUGAAACAGAUCUGCGAACCAAUCAACGAGGAUGCAAGAAAAUUGUUCAUGAAAGAAGCCAAGUUGCUAAAUGGCCUCCAUCAUGAUAAUAUCGUCAAAAUGUAUGGUAUCUGUGUUCGGCCCCUUGUUAUCAUUAUGGAGUAUGUAUGUUUUGAUUUUAAACCAUUCUUAAACAAAAAUCUGAAGAUUAACACCGUAGACAAAUUUCUGGCAGAAGUAUUCAAGCUGUCUAAUUUGGAGAAAUGGUUUGAUCCGUUCAUUCCGGCAAUUGCAACAGACAUAACAAAAGGACUAUCAUACCUCCAUAAUCUUGAAAUUGCCCACCGUGACCUAAAGCCAAUGAACAUAUUGAUAUCUAAUCAACAUUACUGUGACCUUGAUGAUGGCCAGGAAAUUAAACGCCGGCUUAUGUCAGAAAAACCUAUCAUCUGUAAACUGGCUGAUUUUGGUGAAAGUCGUUCACAACUCAUUCAAACAGACAAACGAAAUAAUCCCAGCACCAACCACUUACAAAGAGGGACGACUCCUUUCAUGGCGCCAGAAAUAAUUUUACCCGAAGGAGUGUCUUAUCUAGGGUCUUCACUGUCUUUGGAAGACUUGAAAAGAGUCGACAUCUGGGCUCUUGGGCAAGUGUUUUACUGUCUGAUCAAUCCUGGUGUUUCGUAUCCAUUUGAGCGAGAGGGAGCUGAUGUUAGUCAGAUCAUGCUAAUGCAUCGACAACGUAAACGCCCGUCUGCCGAUCCGAAGUACCAACCCAAGCAGACCACAGUUUGGUCCCGAGUGCAUGCUGCUUUUGAGGCUUGUACAAAGCACAAUCCAUCUGAGAGACCUAGCGCCACUGGAGUCUUGGUUGUUCUUCAUUCUCGUCGCUAUGGAAACAGACACGGCAUAGGUAAAAUUAACUUCGUUCAAUCUUUACUUUGUUUUACACACAUAACGCCUGUCAUUGCUGAUGUAGGGCAAGACACCUGUGAUGACACUGGACAAUGGCCACUCCCUUUCAAAACUAUACCUUAAAGUGCCGUCUAUAGGCCCAUAUGCCCUUCCAAUUAACCAAAUUCUAUUAACAUUUCAAUGAUGAUAGAUUUAACGGGUUCUCAGUAAUCAGUUUUUCGGUUUCCCUUCAAGAUGGUUUAGGAAACCCGUACUUAAGCAACCUUAUAAGGAACUAUUCUGUGCAUCUUACGUAGCACACACACACAAAAAUUACACUUGGGUAGCGAAAGCAGAUUAUUUUCUUUUGUAUUUUCAGGUGCUUCUCCCCCAGAACAAAAACCCCCUGAAAGAAGUCACCUGCUAGGAAGACCAUCCCACGCGCCAACCGUUCAGUGGUAUGUUAGUGAGCAGGGUGAAGCAGCUCUUAAAUACGUUUUUGACGAGCUAUCCCAAAUAGCUACCAGUGAGGUCAAAAUGAGUCGCAGCAAAGUGACCCAAGACAUUUCAGUAAGAUUCGCAUACGAUGGGCAAGGAUGGGAAGCUUUGUUUCCUUUUGAUUUUCCACAAUCUAAGGCAACUUUAGUCUGCAAUGGAAAGGAGCGUCAAAAAGUGGGUGGAGACGCUUUCGAAAGUGCUGUUAAAGGCAUAAUAGGUGUGUUGAUCUCCUCGGUAAAUCGGCCACUGACUCCCAGCCAAGAAAACCCUGCUUACGAGCCCUGCGUUCAGUGGUACUCUGGUGAUCAUGGGGAAGAAGAUCUGAGAUGCGUUUUCAAUGAGCUAAGCAGGAUCGCUGACGGAGAGGUGAGCAUGAGUCGUAAGACUGACACACAAGAUAUUACAAUGACAUUUGAACGUAAUGGGCAAACUUGGCAAGUACAAUUUCCCCCUAAUUUUCCCAGAUCUAAGGCGAAUUUGAUGCGUAAUGGACAAGCGCGUUGGAAGAUUGGGGGUGAGGACGUGAAAGCUUCCGUCGAGGCUUUGUUAACUCACAUCUUAUCAGAGAAGGAGCCUGCAGCAACAGAGGCAAUUGCACUGGCGGCCCCGAGGGGUACUACACAGUGGUAUGCUGGUGACAAAGGGGAGGCCGCGCUCAAGCGAGUUUACAAUGGACUAAAGGAGAAUGCUGAUGGAGAGGUGAAGAUGAGUCGCGAUACAGACACUCAAGAUAUCAAGAUGCGUCUUGAGUACCUUGGGCAAAGAUGGCAAGUCAUUUAUCCGCCCAAUUUUCCAAGAUCUCCUGCAACAUUGCACCGAAAUGGAGAAGAAUACGUAAAGGUUGGUGGGAACAGCGUUGAAACCGCUGUCACUGCGAUUGUAAAUCACAUAUCAGGGCAUGGGCACACUGAAAUUAUGAAUGAAGUCUGUAUGUCUGAAAUGCCAACUUGUGCACAUGCUCAGUGGUAUUCUGGUGACCAAGGCCAGGCGUCACUGAGGUACGUUUAUGAAGAACUGGGCCGAAUCGCCGACGAUGAAGUACACAUGAGCCGCGACACAGCCACAAAAGAUAUUACGUUGAGUUUUAACCGUCAUGGACAACAAUGGGCAAUCAGAUUCCCUUCAAUUUUCCCAAGCUGCAAAGCGAACUUGAUUUUCAAUGGAGAAGUUCACGCGGAGGCUGGCGGCAGUACUUUGAAAACUGCUGUCACUGCGAUUAAGAAUCGCAUUUUAUCCGUAGAUCAACCUGGAGCCAAGACUUUGUAUUGGAAGCGUACAUCGUGUAUUCCUAGCUGA